Messenger RNA from Acanthosepion pharaonis, 678 nucleotides. The record is from the annotation of a GenBank genome assembly. NCBI's taxonomy places the organism in Eukaryota, Metazoa, Mollusca, Cephalopoda, Sepiida, Sepiidae.
AUGAGAACUAGGCGGGGUUUUCUUUUGUCUUCCGUUUUGUUUAAUGUCUUCUUCGUACGUUGUUUUACCAACGCUUUCGGACAUUUUGGAUAUUUUUACUCUCUUUCCUCCGCCUUCUCACUCUCACGACACAACUUCCUCUCCCCCUCUCUCUCUCUCUCUCUUAUAUUUGUCUUUCUUUCUUUCAUCUUGCAUGUAUCUCCUUCGUCUUACUUUCAUUCUUUCUGUACUUUGAAAAUUUUUUUCCUACAAUUAUUUCAUUUUGACAUUUUUAAACCUUUUUGUUCCUUUUCUUUAUUUCUCUUUUCUUUUCUGUUUCUUCUUACCGACAUUUUAACUUAUUCUUUUCUUUUUCUCUCCUUUAUUCUCUUUUUUAUUCCGAUUUUUUCUUCGACAUUUCCUUCUUUCAAUUGUUUUACUUGCUUUCUUAUCGACAAAGAUAUCCUUUCUUUCUUUCCUUUCUUUUCAACCCUCUUUCUUUCUUUUUAUCAUAUUUCUCUUUCAUUUUCUUUCUUUUCUUUUUUCUUUUUAUCUUUUCAUCGUACCACUUGCUUGUUUAUUUAUUAUUUUCAUCGUAUUUCUCGCUACUUCUUUGUUUCUUUUCGUUGUCUUCUUCCUUUUUUCUGCCGUAUUUCAAUCUCAUUUCAUUUUGUCGUAUGUCGCCUUUCUUUCUUUUGA